AGUGUAUCUGUAAGACAACUUUCUAGACAAAGAAUUGCUGCUACUAAAAGUCAUGAAGGGGGAGGAGGAGAAGGCUGGAGUAGGAAAGCUGGACCCCACUAACUACGGGAGGAGAUGUCCAGAUCAGAAAGACUGCCCUUCCAUCCACAUCGGGCUUCCAGUCCCCAGUUACCUUCAAAGAAAAGGUGACCAGAAAGGACAUCUUUCAGGCCUGCAAAAAGUCCACUGGGGCCUGCGGCCAGAAAAGCCACAGCAGGAAUUGACUGGACCAGGGAACAGGGCACUCAGCCAGGAUAGCAGCGUGGGUCUUAUCAGCAGGACUCGGUCUCCAGCUGCUGAGCAGCUCCAGGACAUCCUGGGGGAGGAAGAUGAGGCUCCCAACCCCACCCUCUUCACAGAGAUGGACACUCUCCAGCAUGACGGAGACCAGAUGGAGUGGAAGGAGUCGGCCAGGUGGAUAAAGUUUGAAGAAAAGGUAGAAGAAGGAGGCGAACGCUGGAGCAAGCCCCACGUGUCCACGCUGUCCCUACACAGCCUCUUUGAGCUCCGUACCUGCCUGCAGACGGGGACAGUGCUGUUGGAUUUGGACAGUGUCUCCUUACCACAGAUCAUAGAUGAUGUCAUUGAGAAGCAGAUUGAGGAUGGACUCCUGCGGCCAGAGCUCCGGGAGAGGGUCAGCUAUGUCCUACUAAGGAAGCACCGUCACCAAACCAAGAAGCCCAUCCACCGCUCCCUAGUCGACAUUGGAAAGUCGGUCUCCUCCACCACGAAUCGCAGCCCUGCCCGGAGCCCUGCUGCGAGGGCUCCAAGUCUACACCGCUCCACUGAGGACCUGAGGAUGCGGCAAAGUGCAAAUUAUGGACGUCUGUGUCACGCCCAGAGCAGAAGCAUGAAUGACAUUUCUCACACCCCAAACACAGACCAGCGGAAAAACAAAUUCAUGAAGAAGAUCCCCAAGGACUCGGAAGCCUCCAAUGUACUCGUGGGCGAAGUGGACUUCCUGGACCAGCCAUUCAUCGCCUUCGUACGUCUCAUCCAGUCUGCCAUGCUGGGAGGAGUGACCGAGGUGCCUGUCCCCACCAGAUUUCUGUUCAUUCUGCUGGGACCUCCUGGGAGAGCAAAAUCCUACAAUGAAAUUGGUCGUGCCAUUGCAACCCUGAUGGUAGAUGAUCUCUUCAGUGAUGUUGCCUAUAAAGCCCGCAGUCGGGAAGAUCUGAUUGCAGGAAUUGAUGAGUUUCUGGAUGAGGUCAUUGUCCUUCCUCCUGGAGAGUGGGACCCAAAUAUCCGAAUUGAGCCCCCCAAGAAAGUGCCCUCUGCUGACAAGAGGAAAUCCGUGUUCUCCCUGGCCGAGCUAGGCCAGAUGAACGGCUCUGUGGGAGGAGGCGGCGGAGCUGCUGGAGGCGGCGGAGGAGGUGGGGCGGGUGGCGGCGGGGCCAGCGGAGCCAGCAGUGGUGACGACGGAGAGAUGCCGGCGGUGCACGAAAUCGGGGAGGAACUCAUCUGGACAGGAAGGUUCUUCGGUGGAUUGCGACUGGAUGUCAAGAGGAAGCUGCCCUGGUUCCCGAGUGACUUCUUUGAUGGCUUCCACAUUCAGUCCAUUUCUGCCAUCCUUUUCAUCUACCUCGGCUGUAUCACCAAUGCAAUCACCUUUGGUGGGCUUCUGGGAGAUGCCACCGACAAUUAUCAGGGAGUGAUGGAGAGCUUCCUGGGCACUGCCAUGGCUGGCUCCUUAUUCUGCCUCUUCUCGGGACAGCCUCUCAUCAUCCUCAGCAGCACGGGGCCCAUCCUCAUCUUCGAAAAGCUCCUCUUUGACUUCAGCAAAGGUAAUGGCCUGGACUACAUGGAGUUCCGCCUCUGGAUUGGCCUCCACUCAGCUGUCCAGUGCCUUAUCCUGGUGGCAACAGAUGCCAGCUUCAUCAUCAAGUAUAUCACCCGCUUUACCGAGGAGGGCUUUUCCACCCUCAUCAGCUUCAUAUUUAUCUAUGAUGCCAUCAAGAAGAUGAUCGGUGCCUUCAAGUACUACCCCAUCAACAUGGACUUCAAGCCCAACUCCAUCACCACCUACAAAUGCGAGUGUGUCGCCCCUGAUACAGUGAAUACGACUGUGAUCAAUGCUUCAGUCCCACUGGCACCAAACACCAACGCCUCACUGUACAAUCCCCUUAACCUCACAGCACUGGACUGGUCCCUGCUGAGCAAGAAGGAGUGUCUGAGCUAUGGUGGGCGCCUGCAUGGGAAUUCCUGCCAGUUUGUUCCCGACCUGGCACUCAUGUCCUUCAUCCUUUUCUUUGGGACAUACUCCAUGACCCUGACCCUGAAGAAGUUCAAAUCCAGCCGCUAUUUCCCUACCAAGGUGCGGGCACUGGUGGCUGACUUUUCCAUUGUUUUCUCCAUCCUGCUGUUCUGUGGAAUUGAUGCCUGUUUCGGCCUGGAAACCCCCAAGCUGCACGUGCCCAGUGUCAUCAAGCCCACAAGGCCUGACCGAGGCUGGUUCGUGGCCCCCUUUGGGAAGAACCCAUGGUGGGUGUACCCAGCAAGCAUCCUGCCUGCCCUGCUGGUGACCAUCCUGAUCUUCAUGGACCAGCAGAUCACAGCCGUCAUCGUCAACCGGAAGGAGAACAAGCUGAGGAAGUCUGCUGGCUACCAUCUGGACCUGUUCUGGGUGGGCAUCCUCAUGGCCCUGUGCUCCUUUACGGGGCUGCCCUGGUAUGUGGCCGCCACGGUCAUCUCCAUCGCUCACAUCGACAGCCUCAAGAUGGAGACGGAGACCAGCGCCCCUGGGGAGCAGCCCCAGUUCCUGGGGGUCAGGGAACAGAGAGUAACUGGCAUCAUUGUCUUCAUCCUGACCGGAAUCUCUGUCUUCCUGGCUCCCAUCCUGAAGUACAUCCCCAUGCCGGUGCUGUAUGGAGUCUUCCUCUAUAUGGGCGUGGCCUCCCUGAAUGGCAUUCAGUUUUGGGACCGCUGCAAGCUCUUCCUGAUGCCAGCCAAGCACCAGCCGGACCACGCCUUCCUGCGGCACGUGCCCCUGCGCCGGAUCCACCUCUUCACCCUGGUGCAGAUCCUCUGUCUGGCGGUGCUGUGGGUCCUCAAGUCCACGGUGGCUGCCAUCAUCUUCCCGGUCAUGAUCCUGGGCCUCAUCAUUGUUCGAAGGCUUCUGGACUUCAUCUUCUCCCAGCAUGAUCUGGCCUGGAUUGACAACAUCCUCCCAGAGAAGGAGAAAAAGGAGACAGACAAGAAGAAGAAGAGAAGGAAAGGGACCCAUGAGGACAGUGAUGAGGAGCCCCAGUUCCCUUCUCCCUCAGUUAUAAAGAUCCCCAUGGAAAGUGUCCAGUCAGAUCCCCAAAACGGUAUCCACUGCAUUGCCAGAAAAAGAUCUUCCAGUUGGAGUUACUCACUCUGA
Molecule: messenger RNA, 3400 nt
Organism: Cynocephalus volans (Philippine flying lemur)
Lineage: Eukaryota; Metazoa; Chordata; Mammalia; Dermoptera; Cynocephalidae
Gene: SLC4A5
Product: solute carrier family 4 member 5
Exons: 26
Coding region: 53-3400 (1115 amino acids)
Biological process (GO): transmembrane transport; monoatomic anion transport; regulation of intracellular pH
Cellular component (GO): plasma membrane
Molecular function (GO): solute:inorganic anion antiporter activity; sodium:bicarbonate symporter activity; monoatomic anion transmembrane transporter activity
Source: RefSeq, a predicted model, not a curated record